This is a messenger RNA of Phytophthora sojae, 858 nucleotides long. RefSeq lists its product as hypothetical. The record is from RefSeq and is a predicted model, not a curated record. Bases 1 to 858 code for a protein of 285 amino acids. NCBI's taxonomy places the organism in Eukaryota, Oomycota, Peronosporomycetes, Peronosporales, Peronosporaceae. The transcript has a single exon.
AUGGUUGUCACUCAAGACGACAUUAAUCUGGUGAGCAAGGUAUUAUGCCUCCCGUGCGCGUUGCUGAUCAACUUCGGACUCUUCCAGUUCCUGUUCAUCGUCUUCCAGAAACGACAUAAGGAGCCCAGUAUCCGGAUGCUCCUCGGGGUCGCGUUCAUCAGCUUUGCUAGUCUUGUUCCUGGUGCCCAUCCCAACCACGAGCUGGUCCGCGAUCUCAACGACGUCUCCGAUGUCUGCUCCGUCCUGAGCUUCCUCCUCCAGAUCACCGUUCUCACGCGUGACGUUAACAAGAAAUUCAAGAUCCCGACCAUGGUGAGGCUUGCUCGCAGUGCCCAGCUUCUGGUGAUGCUAAGCUUCCUGGUGCUUCUCCUCAACUUUGUCGAUAUUGCCUCGUCUUCAUUCGACCUGGAAACGAUUGAGCUGCUGGACGUCGUUACGGAAUAUAUCUCGCUGGUCUUCGUCGUCUGCUUCCGAUUUUACUUUUUGGCCAUGGCCCGAGGUCCUGCCAAGGUUUGGAAAUCGCAAAAGCUCGAGGUGUUCUUCUACGUGUUGCUGGCGACUCAUGCAGUGCCAUUUACAAUUCUCAGUCACGCUACGGGCUUGGACUGGCACCACGUUCAAGGACUUUGGAUGCGCUGCACGAUUGUCCUCUGCCUUUCAUCCACGAUACACGCGAGACUGUCCAGUGCGAGCUCCAAAGGAAGCCAAACUACGUCCCACAGCAAGGUGAGGAGGGACAACAGUCUGAAGCCUGGUCCUUCGAACGCGCAGUUGGGCCCAAGCACGAAAUUGUCAUCGAUCCACCCAAGUCCACCAUCGCUGUGGCUUUCGGCGCGGCGACAGUUGCGUCGGCUAUAG